GCUGUCGUUCCGACGGCUACAAUCAGUCGUCUAUUAUACAAGAAAUGAAAGCUGCUGUUCACGCACUAAUCUAGUUAUAACACAUAAAUGUGUCUUUGUGUUAUUACGGAUAUUUCAUUUAGAAAAAAAUUCCAGCUCUACUACAUUAAACGAAGGCGAGCUUGCGAGCUAGCUUGGUAAAAGGAAGCAGCCAUGCCGUCCUACUCUGAGAUGAGAAAAACCAACCACUUCUACUACUUCAUCAAAUUCACCCUCAAUAUCUACUCUAUGAUCUUCUCGCUGAUGGGUCUCUGUGUGCUUUGUGUGGGAGUGUAUGCGGAAGUGGAAAGGCAGAAGAAUCGAACCCUGGAGGGUUUGUUUCUGGCUCCUGCUGUGGUGCUCAUCCUGCUGGGGCUGGUCAUGUUCACCGUGUCCGUAGUGGGAAUGGUUGGAUCCUUGAGGGACAACAAGACCCUGCUCCACAUGUUCCUGUGUGUUCUGUGCGUGUUGCUGCUUCUGCAGGCCGUAGCUCUCGUCCUGUCGCUCAUCUUCGCAAAUAAGACGUCUGCCUUGUUCCAGAGCAGUAUACGAGAAGGAAUAAAGCACUACUACGAUGAUCUUGACUUCAAAAACAUCUUAGACUAUGUACAGCAAAAGUUUUCCUGUUGUGGGGGAGAUGAGUAUAAGGACUGGGGAGUCAACCAGUACCAUUUCUGCAAUGGCACGGGCCCUCUGGCCUGUGGGGUUCCUUACACCUGCUGUAUUCGACACAAGGUGGGAGAGGUCAUCAACACCCUUUGUGGCUACAAAACUCUGAAUGAUCAGCGUGAAGACCUGCAAGAGAAGAUCCACGUGCGAGGCUGCAUCCAUGCAGUCAACCUCUGGAUGAAUGACAACAUUGGAAUAACCAUCGCACUCUGCUGCGCCAUCGGCCUGCCGCAGCUGCUGGGCAUCAUGCUCAGCUGCAUCUUCUGGAACCUGCUGGUGGACAUGAGCGAGUCCGUCGACAUGGUGGACUUCAAGCUGAAGAAGUCCGACUUUGAGUACAGCGAGCUGGACCUGGCCGGCGCCGGCUGGUGCAUGUGCCUGCCCCGGGACGGUGGCUACCUGCCUGUGCCCGUCGCCGAGCCCGAACUGGAUCCCAUUGACGUUCACCUGCAGAAGCUGAAGAAGCAGCCGCCCCGCACUCACGCUCAGCUGCGGGAGUUGCAGCAGUCCAGAUCCGCCAGCGGGCUGGACGAGGUCGACGUCGGUCGGAAGCUGAAAAGGGACCACUAAAGGGUUUGUUUUUUGCCUGGUUUUGCCUUUUUUUUAGUUUUUUUUUUUUUUGCCUUUUUUCCUGUCUUUGUAACUUUGUUUGGUAUGUUGUGUUGCACUACAUCACGGUGGAACAGUGGUCAUUGUAUCGGGAAGGAUUUGGUGACCAAAAGGGAUCACAUAUACUUUGGCACUUUGAAUUUGUUUACAACUAAAUUAAAACAGAAAAAUGUGACAUUGGCUUUUCUUUAGGAAAAAAAAACUCUUUGUCUUGUUUGUGUUUUUAUUUUUUUAGCCUUGAUUGAGCCAUGUCUCAUAUGCUAAAGCUUACCUCAGGCUAUUUUAAACAUAGCCCAGUAAACAGAGGACGGUACUCUUUGGUCGUAUAGAUAACGGUGGUUUGAAAAGAUGUUUUUUCAUUGUUUGGAAAUUAGAACUAGCCAAGUACGUCUUGCGUGUAGCAUCUGUAACAGAUGUAUACAAGUUGUCAUAUCUGUUUUUUUAUGAUUUUGUGUAAUCACUAUACAUUGUAAGAGUGAUAGUUGUUGAAUCAUUUGGGAUGCAUGUUUUGUACUCUAUAUGAAGUAAAUUUAAAGAGGGAAAAAAAAACUGUUGACUUGUUAGGCUGUCAUCAAGAAGCUAUUCCAUUUCAAUAAUCUUUUUAUUCAUUCCAUCUUUUCAAAAAAAAAUAACUACAGACUAUAAACCGUGUAAAAGACAACUGACAGUUUUGUAUGAGUUCUGCUUUGUUUUGAGCGAACUCCUGCCUUGUGUCAGCACAGCUGUUCUUGUCAAUAAAACUGAAUUUGUCUACUUU
Messenger RNA from Cololabis saira (Pacific saury), 2053 nucleotides. RefSeq lists its product as uncharacterized. Gene Ontology annotation, cellular component: membrane. The transcript is spliced from 8 exons. NCBI's taxonomy places the organism in Eukaryota, Metazoa, Chordata, Actinopteri, Beloniformes, Belonidae. The coding region runs from base 193 to 1257 and encodes 354 amino acids. The record is from RefSeq and is a predicted model, not a curated record.